CUAUCGAGCUAUAGAAACACGAGUGGAAGUUUGGGAGAACGAGAAAUGCUGUAGGAGCACGAGCCGACAGGUGAGUGUUUCCAGAGCUUUAUCAAGCUCUCCCAAACGUUCACGAGUGUUUCUAUAACUCGAUACAACACGAAGAACAUGUCUUCUAUUUCUUAAUUAUUGCAGAUUCUUUAAGAAAACACCACGACGAAUAAAAGAAAACAACUUGUUUACUUUGAUCAUGAAUGAAUGAAUGGAUGAAUGAAUGAAUGCUUUAUUUGCUUGAUAAUCAAAAUGUAAAUUCUCUUUGCUCGCGCCAUCGUUUUAUCGAUUCUAAACCAAUUAGCGCGCGUAUUUUCUUUGGGCUAUUUUCUAAAACUACAUAGAAAGUGUCAAAAACUUGUCAGCAAGAGAUGGUCAUGUGCACAAGUCUAUGUGAAAGAAACUACGCGAUGAAUGAAAUGAGGAAUUGGUUGGAAGGGAACAAUAACAAACAAGCCGUAACUGCAAAUACCUCAGCAGUCGAUAGCUGUAGGUAACCAUCGUUUUCGGGUUGGGUCGUAUGAAAGCGGAAACUCACCCCUCCCCUUGUCAUUCAAUCGGUCAGUCAGCUCUCACGAGACUCUCUGUUAUUAUAAUACUCGUUAGGAGGUGCCAGACAGUUUCGUCUUAGGCAGUGAAUGUUGCUCUCGGCAGGUUUGGAUCUUGUCUUCGCAUGCAAUCAGUUCUCCCAUUUUUUUAGACGUGGCAUGACUUCAAGAAACAAGCCACUUUCAGUACAAAGAGCGGGAUAUUUGAGCAAGGUUACCGAGGUGAGCAGUGUGAUAUUGCUUUAUCUCUAAUAGCUUCGAUCUGUCUAUUCUGCUCCCAAAACAAGCAUUACAGCCACCGCUUUGUAUUAUUACAAAGUAAUAUUGCAAGGCCAUGAGUCAAUUUAUUUUCUGCCGCUCCUGAAAAUCGUCCUAGAAAUCGCCCAAUUAAAGUUUGUCAUGUCCCAUACGUUAUGACGCAUGGGACAUGAUGACGCAUAACUUCUGACGCCCACAGAAAGAUGAAGGUCAUAAAUACGCAUGCUAAACGAAAAAUUACUUUUUCCGGCUCGAGUCAAAACAAAAGUUACUGCACUGGGAAAAGAUCAUCUGUAUUUACUUUCUUGUCAAGGCUUGUUUAAAUACUGCAUGAAGCGUCCGUAUAACUUCGUGGCCCAUUUUUACAAAUAAGAACACUUUCUUUUCCUAGCUUUUCACAUCUUUUCGCAUAAUUAAAUUAAUAUUCUUUCACUGAUUUCGUUUAAACCGCAGCAGUUUAAGCCAGAAACCAAAGUGUACUCGUAAUCGUGCGUGGAUAAAUUUAAUACUGUCUAAUUUGGUAAAUUUGUUCAGUCUGAACUUGCAAAAAAAGAAAGCUAGUAGAUUAUGUAAGAUUACUGCCCGAAUACGGCAGAAUACGAGUUUUGAACGUUGACUUGACCUCGUCACGGCUGCGUAUCGCAUAACUUGCUGUUUAUAUGAUAUAUAACUUCAUAGCCCGAGGGAAAGCCGGAUUGUUUUACGAGAUUUAAUUACAGAAUGACUCAAAUUGUGCACCAAUCAAAAAUCUGUCCCGACUCUCCUAAAAACGCUCUGUGCCAGAAUAUUUUUCCUUUCUGAUGUACCAUGUCAAAGUAAAACAACAAUGAUGACAAUACCAUAAACUUCUGAAAGUAGCGAGGAUAAGUAACGACCCUCGUUACUUUUGGAAUUAGCACGAGUGGCCUCUUUGAAGUCUUCGAGACUCGUUACUUUCAGCGGGUCGUCACUUUCGAGGAGCAAAAAACGUUUUAUAAAGUUGGUAGGAUUGAGCUCUUUUUACGAAAUAAAAGAUGGAAACUCUUAAAAAUACGGUUUUUAAGACAUGAGAUACAAUUUUUCGUUCCAGUUUAAUUAGUCUUAAAUCUACGUUGCUGUCACAUGGGAAGGCAGUUCAUGUCUAGACUGCGUUGUCAGUGGUCGGCACUUCAUGACUCACCGCUACGUUAGUAGUCUGCUCUAACCAUAUCUCAGUGCACUGGUCGAGUUUCCAAUUUUAAUUUGAAGAAAAGUUUUUUUUUAAAUAAGCUCCUGUUGAAAAUGAUAUUAAUUUGAAUCAAAGUUUCCUAUAUUUCGGUCCCGUUACUUCGUGAUGAAAAUUCUACGGGAUUUGUUAUAACACGGCGCAACAUUAACUGAUGAAGCACGACUUGACAUCUCACAACGCUUCAUGGCAUGUACCUUCCCUUGUUGUAGAGUGCCUUAAAGCAAGUUACCAUACGUAACUUUCAUCUGAAUAAUGAUUGGAAAAAAAUGAAUAUUGAACCUGGGUCUAUUUUCGGGAAGGGGGCGGGGGAGAGGAAGAGGGGAAGGGGUUUCUGGUGGGUUCGCUACUUUCGCGGGCCACAAUUUUUUGACGUUACUUUCGGGGGAUCGCUACUCUCGGAAGUUUACGGUAGUAAUUUGAUGAUAUUUGGGUUUUUCCUUGCUAAGGUAGAAAAACGUUUCUGAGCUUAUUUUUAAAUGAAACGAAUUUGUUUUUAAAGAUUGUGAAAACUAUGGAUAAGUUGAUUUUAAAUACCGCUUUCUUGUUAAUUUUCAAACAACGCUCCACCGAGUCGAUCAACUGCUGUCAAAUUUUCAAUGGAAACGUGUACAGACAACAGCUUGUAUCUGAUAUGCGUUCUUUCUGCCUUUUGAGCAGGCUUAGUUUUUGGGCCCGCUUAAACAUCCGCGAGCCCGCGAGCAAGGUUUGCUUGCAAGCUAGACAGGUCCUUCCUCGCCAGCGCUGUGAGAGGUAAACAGUAGGACACGCGUUUCGCCUUAAUUUAGUGAUAGAGAAAUAAAUUAAAAGCAAGCGAUUAACCUCUGAACCAAAAACAAACGAAUUAUUUACGUGUAAUUUUCAGGAAAAAAAUUAAAGUUGAUUACUUUCUUUUGAUCGCUCCGCAUCGAGGAUUAAAUCGGAUUUAAAAAAGCGAAUGACAAGACGAUGCUCAAAAGAGGCUUCAUCGCAGAGACCCGGCCGAACGCAAGCCUUUUUCUCUGUGGGACUCCGUUCGGUCAUCUUGAGUUUUGCCUUAUGUCGGCCUAAUGAUUCUUUUGUCAAGAGCUUCGCUAUUUUCCUUUAUGUUGCUAAUGAUGUGUGAAGGAUAAUAACAGCACUUUUUAUUCUCCUUGUGGUCAGUAUGAUAUAGUGAAAGGUGAAUAUCGAUUUCUCGCUGGAUAAUUGCCGGGCCUUAUAAAGAGAAAUGCCUGUAUGUGGCUUUACAGCAUGCUGCAUGAAAACAACGAGGUAAAGCCCAUCUAUUGUCUGGUGUAUAUGCAACUUAUGGCGAAACCGAUGUUUUAAAAGCCAAAUUUUCGCUUUCUUCACAAACCGUUUGUUUUGCAAAGGAAACUUUUCAAGCACCUGUCCAUCUUUUUUCUUAGUUAGGACUUCGCGCGGUCUAAAAUGCGGUUAGCCUUCCUUAAAAGCCACGCACUGAAUCGUGCACUAAAUUAAAAAGUCGGAUUUCUAAGUUAAAAGCUUGGAAGAUUAGAGCGAGAUGAAAUUCUGAACUGCGACGUUCUGGAAUGAUGGAAAUUUUAAAUGGCAUCAAAGCUUACGCCGUUUUUGAUAUUUUUCUUAAAUGGCGCGCGGCAUAAAAUAUUGUAAAUAUUCUGACAGUACUCGCUAGAACGGCAGUCGCUUUCACUUCUUUGUUGCAAUUAAUAUAUUUCUCAAGACAGUGCUGACGUGAAGUUGUGUCAGUAAACAAUAACCAAAACGACAGGUGAUCAGAAACUAAAAGCUGGCGUACUUGUCUUCCCGCCUGGUGCUGCAUGUUACCGCGGUGAAUAAUUCAUGCAGUUUUUCAUUUGCGCAUGCUUCAUAGACCAGCAGUGCACCGAAGUAAAUGAAAUGCUUGGCGGCCGGCAGUGUUGAGAGUUACUAAAUAUUCGCAUCGCUUAAUUCAUGGGGCGAUAAACACCAUCGAAGCGACCGAUCUUUUUCUCAACUCACAGCAACUCGCAGAUCUCAGGGAUUUCUGCAAGUGUGAUGUUGAAGUGCAUGUCUUAUGUGGUUUUGGAGGCAGCAGAUAGAGUCUCCUGCUGAAGAUGAGAAACGCUUACCACAACUCACCAGAAUUCAGACUGCAACUACUUUAGAAAUGGAAAUGACAGUAAAUGAUGGAGGAUUUCUCAAUGCAGUCAGGGAUGGAAGUUGUACUCAUGUCUUGAAUCUGUUGGAUAGUGGAGGUGUUGACUUGGAACAAAGAGACCAGAAUGGCCAGACCCCUUUGAUUAUUGCAGCAGAAAAAGGGAAUGUGGAAAUUGUUCAUGAACUGUUGAAAAGGAAUGUCCAAGUCAAUGUGCAGGAUGAGGAUGGCUGGACAGCGCUUAUUGCAGCUUGUAAGGAGGGGCAUAUUGAGGUUGUAAAAGAGCUUCUUGAAUGUGGUGCUAAAGUUCAGUUGCCAGACUUGGGGGGCUGGUCUCCUCUGGUGUGGGCGUCAUACAAGGGACAUGAAGACAUUGUUAGAGAGUUGCUGGAUUAUGGUGCGGACCCUAACGAGAGAGGACAACAUGGUAUGACAGCCCUUAUAUGGGCAUCAGGCCGCGGACACACUGAAGUGGUUGAUCAUUUAUUAGAAGCUGGAGCAAACCCUGACGCUGCAGACAAGUAUGGAACUACUGCCCUUGUCUGGGCCUGCAGGAAAGGCCAUUUAGGAACUUGUAAAAGUCUUCUCGCAAAACACGCCAACGUUGAUACUGCAAGCAGUCGAGGUUGGACUCCGUUGAUAAUGGCGGCUAAAGGUGGUUACACGGAAGUGGUGGAUUGUCUGUUGGAAAGGGAACCACACAUCAACGUCACAGAUCAGGAAGGAAAUUCUGCUCUGGCAUGGUCUGCAAAGCAUGGUCAUGAAGAGAUUGUACAACGGCUUCUAGCAAGAGGAGCUUACUUUAACUUGCCAGAUAAGGAAGGCGAGACAGUCCUUAUUUCAGCAGCCAGGGACGGCCAUUUAGAAGUGGUGAGGACUUUACUAAGCAAAUAUGCAGAUGUAGAAGCUGCCGAUGUGGAUAGGAAGACAGCCUUGUUUCACGCAGUGGAGAAAGGCCACGUUUUAAUUGUAAAGGAACUGUUAGAUGCUGGUGCCAACACAGAGACUCAAAACAAGGACGGAGAAACUCCUCUUAUUCGAGCAACACAGAAAAAGCACACGGCCAUCGUCUCUCUCCUACUUGAAAAGGGCGCCAGUGUUUCCGUUGCAGAUAAGCGAGGAGAUACCGCGGUCCAUGUCGCUGUACGAGGCAGAUACCGACGAAUUUGCGAGCUUCUGUUGAGGAACCCCAAAGACGCCCGCCUUCUUUAUCGUCCGAAUAAAGCCGGAGAGACUCCGUACAACAUCGAUCGACAACACAAACACAGUUUACUGACUCAAAUCUUCGGAACUGGUUUAUUUACUAUUGGAAAGAAGUGUAGUGAAGAAGUAAUGGGUUACGAAGUCUACACCAGUGCCCUCGCGGAUGUGCUAUGUGAGCCUUCGCUCACCAUGCCGCUGACUGUCGGAAUGUAUGCGCGCUGGGGAAGUGGGAAGUCCUUCGUAUUGCGAAGACUGCAAGACGAAAUGCGCGAGUUUGCUCAUCAAGAUCUUCGCCCUAUGUUUCACUUUUCUCGCUUCAUAUUUGUUCUUCUCCUGAUCUUCUGUGCAGUGAUUGGCGUCCUUCUCUCGGCGACUGUAAACCUCGCUGCAGGAGUCGCUGUCGGCGUAGGAAUCUUCUUAGCGUGUUAUCUUCUAUUUCUGUGCGCUUAUGUGGCGGACAGACGCUACAAUCGUGGCGAACCAUCUUGUGGAAUCGGCGGAUACGUAACUAAGGCAGUGGCCACUGUGAAACUCUUGUGUCAGCUUGUGUUUUGUAUUCCUCCGUGCCCCAGCGCCACGAAGCCAAAUUCGCCAGUUCGCUUCCUGUUCACGGACUUCAGUAAAUUAACUUGCAGCGGAAGCGAAGCUGCGUCGUUGGUCGGAAUGAUCGAAACUCUGUGUGACGUCGUCGAGAAAGAGUUCGGAUUUUUCGUGACCAGGUUGUACAGAGUAUUUCGGUCCCAGCCUUCCGAUUACGACGAGUCGUCGAUGACAGAGGCGCGCUGGAAACGAUGUUGUUGUUGCGUGCCGACGUUCACCAUCUUCCUGGUGAUUCUCGCGCUUGGAAUGAUCGGUAUUGUGUUUUUUAAAGUUUACGGGGCGGGCGGUGGCUCUGUUAUAACAGGCAUAGAAAUUGCGUCUGCCUCGAUUGUCGGGGUGGCCGUACUAGUCCACCUUCCCACGUUAUGCUCAAUCUUGUACUCGUUGGUUUUCUCGCAGAAAAAGCGAAUUUCAGUCGUAGCCACGCAGCUGGGGUUGAAGGAAGAGGGAUUCAUUCACGCUCUUAAACAGGAAGUAGAGCUCUUAACUGACUUGGUAAAUUGUGUCGACGGAUUCACAAGACAUCAGACAAGAGUUGUGAUCAUGAUUGAUGGGCUGGAUAAUUCUGAACAGUCCAAAGUGCUGCAGCUUCUUGACUCGGUCAAUCUACUUUUCACCGACCCAGAGGCGCCCUUUAUAAUAUUGAUGGCGUUGGAUCCUCGAGUGAUAAUCCGAGCGAUCGACCAAAGCUUCAGCAGUAUACUGCGCGAAUCACACAUCAGCGCUUCGGAUUACUUGAAGAGCAUCGUUCAGCUGCCGUUCUACCUUCCAGAGCCGAAGUCAAACUACACGGGCGUGCUUCCUGCAGGGGUCGUCACCCUGCUAGAAGACCUGCGAGGUGAACUGCAAUCUGACAACCCAGCUCUGGCCGAACGUUCGAGCGUGGCGGUGGACGAUUUAGAAUGGGACGGCGAAAUGCUGGAAUACAACGGUGACAAUUGCCUUCCCCAGGCACAGAGACUGUCCCGGGACUUGCACAACUGUAACGGUGGGGUCCCGAGUCGGGUACAUCCCGAGUUGGAGCUGCAUCAUUCGAUGUUGUACGAGCCUUCUCAUGAGGAGGAGCGAUGUCUGGAUCACCAGAAGCUCCUUGACAGAGAGCUGGAACUUGAAGAACGCCGGCGCAUCUCUACCGACCUUGCGCAGGUACUAGCUGAUAACGAGACUGUGAACCCGUUGGGUGUGAAGAGACUGAUGAAUAUCGUCUCCUUGACAUGUCGGCUCCUCCGAGCGCGUGGUAUCGAGUACUCCUGGAAGCGGCUCGCCGCCUGGGUCAGCGUAGUGGACGGCUGGCCGUACAAGACCUCAUGGCUUGUUCUUCUCAUCGAAGACAGCAACACCCGUCUACUAGAAAACGUGUCGUUGAAAGAUCUUUACGAAGCGACGUUGUCCGUCAUGCCGGUCAUUAAUGAAGUGGACUGCGCGGUGGAUGGAGACCCUGUGUAUUUUGAAACCUUCCUGGCAAGUCACCACCCGCUUCUUAGCACGUCUGACGUGCGGCGCUUCUUGCCGUGUACCGUUCAUCUUGAUCCAUCAUUGCGCAGGCAGAUGGUGGAGUGCUUACAGUCAGGAGUGGCUGUGACUGGUAAUAAAUCAGAUACUGGAAGUGUAGGCAAAGGAAACCCUCAUCUUCAGGUUGGUUGCUCAGCAAGAUCUGACAAGCAAGCAAGCUUACCUAUGCUAUCAAUCGAAGAUGUUUGUAAACAGAUUGCGGAGCUGGAAGGCCUGGAUCAGAAACAGAUAUCCACUUAUCAGACCGUGAUAACAGGAAAUAACAUUAACGGCAAAGUACUGGCAACGUGCGACUUGAACGAACUAGGACACAUCAUGGGCAUGACGUUCGGUGAUUGGCAGUUGUUCCGCGCAUGGGUACUGGCGGCCAGAAAACCUGCUCAGGAAUGCACGGCUUGUCACUUGAAUAGCAGAUGCGGUAGUCCAGGAGAGAUGAAUUGCCAGCUUCUCAAGACAUCUUCAGGCGGGUGGGAUCACGUCAAUCCGCUGACUGCACCUGGCAGGAGCAGCGCAGAUUCAGCGGAACAGGUUCCGCAAGAGUCUCCUUCGUCGAAAGCCCCGGAUAUAGUGUUACAGCCUCCUUCGGCGCCGGAGAGCGAGGAGGAAGACAAUAACGGUGAAACUGUCGACACGGUAGAGACAGAACUCGAAAAAGAGGAGAACGUAAAGAGAAUUGACGAGGCUUUUGACGACGAAGAAGAAGCAGAAGAAGUCGAGGCAACUGAUGCGGGUUUGAAUCUGAUUAAAACUAAAAGAGAUGAUGUUCUUAUUUCUCUUGAGGAUGACAUUAAUCUCCCUCCUCAGCCUGAGAUCCCGGCAGUGUUUAAUGACGAUGACGAUAACGACGACGAGCUCCCUGCCCCUCCCCCAUGCGGCGCUGAUUUGAUCACGUUUAGUGAAUCAGAAGAUCAGCGCGAACGCUCAGACCUUGAAAACGACAUUUUCCCUGUUCAGCCGGCUGAAUCGGCUACAUCAUUGAAGAAACCAAAUACUUCAACAGCAAUGGAGUGCACAUGCGAAAGCCUCCAACCUUUACAGACAAUUGAACCCGCUCAGGAAUGCAAACCUUCCAAGAAUUCGUUGUUUUUCGACACUGAAGACAGUGAAGACGUUGGUCGCCCUGUGCCUAUUGUGUUAACGCUGAACAGGAAUGGGCCUGUCAAGUCUGCUGUAGCCGUCAAGAGAAGCAACAGCGCUUCCGGAAGUAGCACCAGCAGUUCCGGUUCGCGUGGAUCGCCAAUUUCGCAGUCAGCUUCCGUUGAUUUUGGUCGCGAGAAAUCUAGACCCAGACUCUCUCUGUCAGCGCGACAGUAUUCGCUCCCAGAGCCCAGUCAUCUGGCGCGACCUCACUCUUCGACGGAUAUCAUCACUAUCGAACAUCCGCCAAAAUUUCUUAAAAAGACUCACGAGCGCCCGCGAGUUGACUCGGAUAACGAACCCGAGCCUUUUGCACUUCCUUCGGAUCGGUUGAUUCCGGAAACAACGAACGAGGGGAAAGACUUGAAACGAUUCAGUCGUGAUUCAAACGACUUCCCACCCCCUCCACCGUCCAUCGAAGACAACUCAAUUGAUGAUCAAGGGGACUCCCCUUGGGUUCCACUUAUGACUCGAUUUCAGGUUGAGGCCGGCGGUUCGCCCGUCUCUGAAAGUGCUGAGGAGCCGUUGUUACCACAGCGCCGUCCCAGGCCAAAAACGUCAACAGGCGCAAACGAACACAAAGUGCCAAAAUUCCGCACUUACACGCCGAAACUGAAACCAACUUACGUGGAAACUAAAAAUAGUCAGCAAGAGAAUCUGAAAAGCGAAACUUGCGUGUGAAAUAUAGCUUCUACGAACUCCAUCAAUUCGAGAAUCCUCGACGGCCUCGCUUUGGCAAUAGCCUCGUUUUGCUUUCAACGUCAUCGUCUUACGACAGGCAAAUGAGAUGUACGUUAGGCUUUUAGCUGGGAUAUUUUAGCAGUUAAAACGAUAUCAGAAACGGGUCCUCCCUGUUAAUUGUAGAUAGAAUGAACAUUGAGACAUAGCGAUAUUGUUGUGCGGUUUACGAGUGUUGUGAAAAAUUAACGAAUCACUUUGAAAAUGUACCACAUGGUGUAAUUGGACGUAGUGACAGAACGUCAAUUAACGUAUAGCAAACUCAAAAUACAAUCAGAAACAGCUUUUGUGUACUCGCGGAACGAGUUGGUUGCUGGUGUGAAUUGAAAGCAAGAAUUGUGAAUGAAAUUUUUUAAGUUUACUGGAGAGCGUUGUAUGAGCAGGCUUUUUGAGAUAAUCAAGUGCUUUUAAAUCUGUUUCUUAUUUUAUUAAUUUGACUUUGGUAAGGAGCUGACAAGAAAGUACUUUUUACCUGUAAUCAUAUAGAGAAUUUGUGUUUUUAUUUUUUAUUUUUUAAAUUCAUUAUCGUUACUUUGUUGCGAAGUUUGAUGGAGCUGUAUCAGUCGGUACAACUUGGAAUUUUUAGGCCUAACUUUUUCGGCUAAUUUUUUUCCUGUCCGUUAACUAUAAUUCCUUCUUUAGGAAAAUAUUAGUGUGUGUAUUGCCUUAAUUUCGAGGUAUAAAUUUUGCGCAAAAGGAAGUUUUCUCAAUAUUACAUAGUCAGUGCAAUACGGUAGCUCCUUUAAGCUUACUCAACGAGUUAUUUCGUUCUGUGGUGGUUAACUUUUGAGGCUUUGAAGUAAAUUAAGAAUUCUUAAGCCCAGUUAAGGCAGUCAGUCGUCAGUUGUACCAAGACUGUUACCUAACUUAUACUGUGUGUAAAACAGCCUAAGUAAUUGUUGCUAUUAGAGCUAUUUUUACUUGAGUGUCGAACAUAAUUGGGUUACAUGACUACGCUACAUGAUUGGUAUAUAAAGAAACUCGCGCCACUUCUUCAUCCAAUCAGAAGUAAAACGACAACCAAUCGUGAAUCGCUCGCACACGUUUUCCCGCGCUUCCUGACAGCUACAGCUAAUUACUUCGAGUUUUAAUGAAUUGGUUCAUUGCAUUGUCUGCGUCCUUUGUAGCCAAAAGUGAUUACCGUGGUUUUGGUUUUGCGACACUCAGUUGGAAACCGCUCAAGAUGCACGGGAAAACAUUUAACUGGCCAGAGCCGAGCGUAGGCCAGAGCUGGCCAGAGCCUUAACAAGCUAGAGUCAAGCGCGGGAAAACACUUAACAAGCUAGAGCCAAGCGCGUGUGGGAACACAUGAAAACGGUGCCAAGCGCGGGAAAAUGUGUGCAAACUAUUCACUGGGUUUUCGAUGUGAUUGGUUGAAAGAACAGCAUGUUUGCUCUGAUUGGUUAAGCAGGUUUCACGAACCUUUUGAACCAAUCACAGUACUCGGCAAAGUAAAAAUUACUUUCGUCUCUCAAGUGAAAACGCUUUUAGCAAGACCUAAUAGAUGCCUAAUUUCCUAGGAUUUACCUUGUAGUUGAAAUUCCACCUGGCAACGUGUUCUAGCAACGAGGCAGGGCACUAGAAUUUUGACUGUAGCAGUCAAAUGUGAGGGUAAAUACGAGGCCGCAGCUGCAAAGAACUAAUUUGAAUGUUUCUUUCUCUUUGAACAGUCGUGGCUGUUGCGCCAGGUAUAAUUACAAUCUAUUUAUUUGCUAUCAGAUCUUAUGAGCUUAAAAGCUCCAGAAUGUAUCGAUAGAUAUGGUUGAAAUAUACAUUGAACAUAAUUAUGAACGAAA
Molecule: messenger RNA, 11124 nt
Organism: Orbicella faveolata
Lineage: Eukaryota; Metazoa; Cnidaria; Anthozoa; Scleractinia; Merulinidae
Product: kinase D-interacting substrate of 220 kDa B-like
Molecular function (GO): protein kinase regulator activity; PDZ domain binding
Source: RefSeq, a predicted model, not a curated record